Messenger RNA from Tricharina praecox, 420 nucleotides. RefSeq lists its product as uncharacterized. NCBI's taxonomy places the organism in Eukaryota, Fungi, Ascomycota, Pezizomycetes, Pezizales, Pyronemataceae. Bases 1 to 384 code for a protein of 127 amino acids. The transcript is spliced from 2 exons. The record is from RefSeq and is a predicted model, not a curated record.
AUGUCAUCAAUCGCCGGCUCCGCUUCGCAAUCCGGCAGCCUCUGGCGAGCCGCACGGAAGGAUCCCGAGAUCUACGGGAUGGCCUUCCUCGUGCUGUCGACAUUCAGUGUAUUCGGGUACUAUUUCGGGCGUCACAGCACUGCGCAGAUGCGGAUGGGCGAGGAGCGCAUCAACAUUGCCGAGAACACUGCGCCGUGGAGCGAGGGAGCCCCAGUCGAGAACUCGGACCGUAACAACUUCAAGUACAUGUACCACCCCGGCGGCGAUAUCAGGAAUGCCCCCAAGAAGGCCCCGAGCGCACUUAAUGCCGUGAUUGUCCCUGCAGUGACGUUGCCGAAGAGUCUCCAUGAGAGGUUCAAUAAGUAUGGGAAGGACAACUAUUAGCUGGGAACAGCUAGAGGGAUUCGGACAUAGGUAGAU